GUGUCGUGUUAAAAAAAAAAAGGAAAUAAAAAAUAAGUGAAGCUUGCAAGACCAACAACUUGAAAAUAAUAUAAGUAAAAUAAAAAUAAAUUGAAAUGGGCGGUCACAACGAUCAAAAUGGCAACUCCAAUGGCCAGCACGAUGAUGAUUCGAUUACGGAGCCAGAGCAUAUGCGGAAAUUGUUCAUAGGCGGUUUGGAUUAUCGCACGACUGAUGACAAUCUGAAAGCACAUUUUGAGAAAUGGGGCCAAAUCGUCGAUGUGGUCGUCAUGAAGGAUCCGCGCACGAAACGCUCUCGCGGCUUUGGCUUCAUUACCUACUCCCAUUCGAGCAUGGUCGAUGAGGCGCAAAAGGCGCGUCCCCACAAAAUCGAUGGACGCGUCGUUGAACCGAAACGAGCGGUGCCCCGCCAGGAAAUCGAUUCCCCGAAUGCGGGUGCCACCGUUAAGAAACUGUUUGUUGGCGCCCUUAAGGACGAUCACGAUGAGCAGAGUCUGCGCGACUAUUUCCAACACUACGGCAGCAUUGUCGACAUCAACAUCGUCAUGGACAAGGAGACGGGCAAGAAACGAGGCUUCGCCUUCGUCGAGUUCGAUGACUACGAUCCCGUUGACAAAGUUGUCUUGCAAAAGCAGCAUCAGCUCAAUGGUAAAAUGGUGGAUGUGAAGAAAGCGUUGCCCAAGCAGAAUGAAAUGGGCGGCGGUGGUGGUGGGCGUGGUCAGGGCGGUGGUCGUGGUGGUGGCGGCAAUAGGGGUGGCAACAUGGGCGGCAACAUGGGUGGUGGUGGCAACUUUGGCAGCCAGAACGGCAGCUGGGGCAAUCGCGGCGGCAACAAUGACAACUGGGGUGGCAACAGCAACUUUGGUGGCGGCGGCGGCGGCUACGGUGGCGGCAACAAUUGCUGGGGCAACAAUGCCGGUCCCUGGGACAAUAGUUGGGGCAACAAUGGCGGUGGUUUCAGCGGUGGUGGUAGCGGUGGCGGCGGCGGUGGUGGGGGUGGCGGCGGCAACUGGGGGGGCAGCAGUGGCGGCGGCGGCGGUGGCAACGAUUUCGGUAACUACCAGCAGGGCGGCUACAGCGGAGGACCACAGCGUGGCGGUGGCUUCGGCAACAAUCGCAUGCAACCCUAUCAGGGCGGCAGCUUUGGCAACAAAGCAGGUGGUAAAUUAGCAGGUGCUCAGUUUAUGCCCAAAAGUCAAAGUCAAGUAAACGAUACGCAAUUCAAUGAUAUGAGCAACAACUCAUAUACCUAAAAAGAAGAAGUUUUCCGAGAGAACACACUCCAUACUCCAUACCAAAAUCAUGACAGCAGCCAGCAUCAGCACAGAAGAUAAAAACAGAGACAGAGAGAUACAGACAGACAGUGAAGAGAAGUGAAGUGAAGAGAGAGGAGCGAGCAGUGCAGGUGUGCGCAGUGCAGUGCAGUUGAACUCGUGUGAGAUUUUGGUUCAGUCACAAAGUCAGUACAAGUACACAAAAGAACAGCAGCAGCAGCAGCACUGGUGUAUCUGUGUGUGUGUGUAUGUGUGUGUGUCUAAGUUUAAGAGCAGCGAUAAUCAUAUCUAACAGAAGAGAAUGACAGAGAGCAGCGUCAGCGUGUGAGCAGCAGCAGACAGUUAAGAGAACUUUCAAAUUACAAGAGAGAGAGGAGCAAAGAAGCACACAUACGCAUGCAUCCAAGCAGUACACGUACACAGCAGAGCCUGGCCAGGAUUAUUCAAUAUAUAAGUGUAAUUUUGCACAGUCACGAUUUAUAUAUAUGUCUAUAUUGAUUGAUUGAUUGAUUUAACACACCAAACCUCUACUACCUACCUAUAUUCAAUAUAUAUAUUCAAUAGUAUAAAUAUUUAUAUAUUCAAACAAACAUUUUGUAGCAAAAUCCAAACAAACAACAACAAAAAAAAAACAAAAAAGAAAUUAAGCAACUUUGUAAAGUAGGUUAAUGUUCACAAUCUGUGUAGCUAAAGCAGAAAAAUAAGCAUAAACAAAUCAUAAAAAGAAAACAUCAACAACAACAAAAAAGAAAAUUAAGCUAAAACUUUUUGUAUCCUUGUGUAGUCCUCAUUCAUUUGCUUGACAAAGAAACAAACAAGAAAAAACUCAAAAACUUCAUGGCGGCAGCUAAAUAAUUUUACAGCUAACUUGGCUGCCGUUCGCAAUUUUCUGAUAAUCAGUGCAAAGAAAUUACACAAAUCUAUAUAUAUAUAUAUAUAUUAAAAUGUAUUACUACUUUUUCUCUAGGCUUAAGUUCUCUCAUAAUUUAAAAAAAAAAUGAUUAAAACAAACGACGACGAGUGUAGAAGAAGUACGGGCUCAUUUUUCAAGAGUCGCGCGCUGCCUUAGCAUUAAUUAUAUAUACAUAUAUUUACAUACAUAAAAUGAUAUAUCAUUGUAUGAUCAUAUGUAGAGAGCGAGCAGCAGCGAUCAGGAGCUUUUCUAAUGCUCUCGUAUCAAAAUCGAUAUAUCUCUCCCAAAAUGUGUGUGUUUAGUUGUAACCAAAACAAAAACAAAAAGAAACAAUAACAAAUUAAUUGUAAUCGUUACCUUGUAGCAGUUUUGUAUUGCAGUUAUCUAUCUAUCGAGAGAGGUCGGCGCAAUUUUAAGGAUUUUAAUAUGUUAACGAAAAUUUACAUUUAAAUUUAGCAAAAAGAAAGAUUUAAAACAAAAUACAUACU
Drosophila grimshawi is the source of this 2675-nucleotide messenger RNA. RefSeq names its product heterogeneous nuclear ribonucleoprotein A1 (gene Hrb98DE). The transcript has 4 exons. The record is from RefSeq and is a predicted model, not a curated record. Lineage: Eukaryota; Metazoa; Arthropoda; Insecta; Diptera; Drosophilidae. Bases 96 to 1253 code for a protein of 385 amino acids. Gene Ontology annotation, molecular function: RNA binding.